Molecule: messenger RNA, 2808 nt
Organism: Prorocentrum cordatum
Lineage: Eukaryota; Dinophyceae; Prorocentrales; Prorocentraceae
Source: the annotation of a GenBank genome assembly
GCCGAGGGGCCGCGCUGGCUCUCCGCGUCCCCGGUCCGCACCGCCGCCGACUACGGCCGCGCCGAGCCCGCGGCCACGCCCGAGGGCGAGUUCCUCGCCUGGGUGCAGUCGGAGUCCCGGUGGCAGCCCCUCAUCGACGCCUUCCAGGGCAGCCAGAGGUACAAGCCCGUCGUGAACGGCACGGUCAUCAGGCCCCACAUUGAGAGGGCCGACUUCAAGAGGACCCUGUCGAUGAUGAGGUUCAAGGGCGACGCCGACGCGGUCUUCGACCUCAUCGUGGCGGGCAGGCAGGCCGACGGCCAGGCGGCGGAGAGGGAGCGGCCCGGGGCCGACGCCCACGGCAGCCGGGACUGCAUGUACCUGAGCGACCUCCGGCGCUACAAGGACAGGCAGGCCCCCCGCGCGAUGGAGCUGAUCACCGGCGGAGGCGGUGCCAUCGAGCUCUUCGUCGGCGCGCUGCAGAGGCGCCGGGGCACGCUGCUCCGCGGCUGGAGGAUGGACCUGGACAAGAGCGGCCUGGGGAAGGUAGCGUUCGGGAGCUUCGCGGCUGCCUGCCGGAAGUAUGACCUCGGGGAGCACUGCAAGGGCAUGUGGAAGUCCAUGUGCCCGACUGGUGGGAUGCUCUUGUUCUCCGAGCUGGCUCCCCAGGAGUCAGAGAACAUCGAGGCGUUCGUCGACGCGGCUGGCAAAACGACGGGGUACGACCUUGGGAAGGCGUGGGAGUUCAUCGACGCUUGCCGAUGGAACUCCGUGAGUUUCGACGACUUUGAGAGGGGUGCCCAGGACAUGGGUUUUACUGGCGACUGCAGGCUACUCUUUGACGGCAUCGAGGUGGAAGGCACCCGACGCGUCACCCGCGACGACUUGGUCUAUCUGGAGAACCUAAGCCAGAACCCUGCGCUUGCUGCGCGGCGAAAGCUGAAGAACAACACCGGGGCGCUGACGGAUCUCAUAUCUUGGGUGCAGAGCGAGGGCGGCGGCGCCGAGAACUUUGUGGCCCAGCUGGGCCAGAGGAAGAUCUCCCUGUCGGAGCUGGAGGCCCACCUGGCCGCCAGGGGCUUCCCCUUCGCCGCGCGCGAGGCGGCCAUCCAGGGGAGAGCAUCGAAGUCCACGGGCGAGCACGGCGGCGCUGCCGCCCCGUUGGCGCCGGCGCCCGCCACCGCCGAGGAUGCGCCCGAGGCGCCCCCGCCGCCCGGAGGGCCGCUGGCGCGGGCGGGCGCCGCCGCCGCCGCGCCACCGGGCGCCCCCGCGCCGCACCCGGCGGCGCCGGAGGGCCUUGGGCGCCUGGCGCCGCGCGGCGCCCCGGCAGCGGCCACGGCCAGCCGGGCGCCGAGCCCGGCCGGGAGCGAGGCAGCAGAUUCGCUGGGGCCGAGAGGGGCGGCAUCGCCGAGCGGGGCGGCGUCGAGCGGGGCGGCCUCGCCGAGCGGCGCCGCCAAGCGCGCGGACCCCGCGGGGAUUCUCCACAGCGCGUCGACGCAUUCGACGCUGACGCGUAAGCGCCGGCGGCUGCGGCACGCCGUUGUGCGGAUCUUGCGCCUGCUCUUCUUGUGGAUGCCGGUGCUGAACGUGGCGCUCAUCUUGGCAUUCGGGGCGGCGCUGUCCCUGACCCAGGAGCGGCACUUCAUAAAGAGCUGCAACGUCAUGGCAGCGGCAAUCACGGGAGGCGCCAUCGUGGAUGGCGAGCCCAUCCAGAGGCUCGACAGUGUGCUGUCGAAGGCGAUGGCAAGUGUCAUGGCAGCCUUCGGUAUCAGCGUCUUCGGCUUCGUGAUUGCUGCGCUGAAGCACUCCGUGAUGUGUCCGGUGAUGGAGGCGCUGGGCCAUUCCCGGGGCUCCCACUCCGCCAGGGGAGCCGCCGUUUGGAUGGUGGUCUUCACGAUCUCAACUGGGCUGGCGCACCUGGUGAUUGCCCUGGCGCUUAUGUGGCCGGUUGCCGUGCUGGAGGGCUGGAAGCUGAAGGAGGCCCUGAAGAUGACGAUUGUGAUUGCCACUGGCGGAGGCAAGACCCUGUCCAAGACACUGCUGCGGCUCCUAGGCUGUUUCUGCGUCUUCAUUCCGGCGGCGCUGCUGUUCGCCAUGGGCUUCGUCGCGCUGGCGGACAUGGCGUGCACCGGCUGGAUUUCUUCAGACUGCUUCUGGUCAGCGCUGCCCAACGUCAGCAGCGGAGCGGCAACGGUCUACACAGGGCCGCAGCCGCCCAAGGAGGGCCUGUGGCUGUACGUGCAGACGGUGACGUCCAGCAUGGGCUUCUUCGUGCUGAGCGUGGCGCUCUUUAUCAGCGAGGACAUCUUCGACGUCAUCUGGAAGCAGACCGGCGUCAGCCUUCGCCGCCCUGGGCAUCCCCGCUCUCGUCUUCCUGCUCUCGGUCCCGCUCGGCGCGGUGCUCGCGUGGGCCGAGGGCUGGCCCCUCGGGGACGGCUUCUGGUGGUCCGUCUCGGCGCAGCUGGGCGGGGGGCUGUCCAUGGUCGACGUCGGCUUCACCGAGCUCGGCAGCAAGCUCGUCGGCACGCUCGCCGCCGCGGGCAGCAUUGCGCAGUCGGUGCUGUCGGUGGAGCUCACGGCGCUCCCGCCAUCGAGCCGGUCAUGGACCUCCUCGGCAUGAGCCUCCCACGCCUGGGGGAGAUCGAGCUCGACCUGUUCGGCGCCUCCGGCGACGAGGGGCCCCCGGCGCGCGAGCGCAGCGAGUCCUCUGGCCUCUCGUGGGCGUCCACCGGUUCCUCGGACGAGUCGGAGGAGACCAGCAGCUCCAGAAGCUCGCGCGGCGACGAGGGGGGGCUCGCGCAGAGGCCCUCCGCCAGCAGCGCCCGAUGA